AUUCAUCGCCAGGGAUGUCACCAGGGAUUAUAGCAGCAAUUGCGGUCGGCAUUGUUUGUCUUGUGCUGCUAGUUUUCCUGGUCGGUUUCUUUGUGUGGCGACGCCAGCAGCGCAAGGAGCAUCAUCAUCCCGAGACUGCAGCGGUGCAAUAGGCAUUGAAGCCCCAGCAGCAGCACGUGGGCCGGUGGUGUGUCGGGAGCUGCCGUACUGGGAGGUCGUGGAGGCAACGAACGAGUGGUCGGCAGGCAACCUGAUCGGGCGAGGGGGCUACGGUGACGUGUACAGGGGAGUGGCACCGUCGGAUGGCACCGUGUGGGCUGUGAAGCGCGCCCGCGUCAUCACCAAGGACUUCCGCCGAGAGGUGGAGCAGAUGGCAUCGAAGCACCACCCGCACCUGGUGCGGCUGCUGGGGUACUGUGUGCACAUGGAUGCGCGCACGGAGCAGCACGAGCAGAUCGUCGUCUACGAGUUCAUGCCCGGCGGUGACCUGCAAUCCUGCAUGCCCGCCCACCCCGCCGACGCGCCUGAGAAAG
Molecule: messenger RNA, 533 nt
Organism: Closterium sp. Naga37s-1
Lineage: Eukaryota; Viridiplantae; Streptophyta; Zygnematophyceae; Desmidiales; Closteriaceae
Source: the annotation of a GenBank genome assembly